AUUCCACAUAUUUGAUAUCCAAUAUAUACAUGUAACUCUGCAUUUGGUCACUGACUCACAAGUGAAGAAAAAAAGGGAGAAAAGGGUACUUAGAUUUUAAGAGGAAUUAAGAUAUGGUAGAGUUUUUUGGUGAGAUUGAACCUCCAAGCCCUGGUAAUGAAGUGGAGGCAGAUGAGGAGGAUGAAGAACAAAAGCAGGAGAUCAGUUAUGACAAGCUCAAGAAGCGGAUGUGGAAGGAUCGUUUGCGAAUGCAAAAGAUGAAGGAGAAGCGUGAGAAUGAGGAGCCUGAUCAGUCAGAGGCCAAGCAAGAAGCUUCUCGGCGCAAGAAGAUGUCUAGAGCUCAAGAUUCCAUCCUCAAAUACACGGUGAAAAUCAUGGAAGUUUGCAAAGCACAAGGGUUCGUUUGGGGUAAGCCUCUUACCGGUUCAUCUGAUAGUCUACGCAAGUGGUGGAAAGAGAAGGUCCGUUUUGACAAAAAUGCUCCCCUUGCGGUUGCUGAAUUCUUGCCAGCUAUUAUUGAACAAGGUGAAUUGGAACCUGUUUCUUGUAUGUAUCUCCUUCAGGAAUUGCAGGAUACUACUCUUGGAUCACUUCUUUCUGCUCUAAUGCAACACUGCAUGCCUCCACAAAGGAGAUUUCCACUAGAGAGGGGUUUAGCCCCUCCUUGGUGGUCAACAGGGAAAGAACUUUGGUGGGGUGAACAAGGCAUGGCCCAAGAACAUGGCCGUCCUCCUUACAGAAAGCCCCAUGACCUUAAAAAGGCUUGGAAGGUAAGCGUAUUGACUGCUGUGAUCAAGCAUAUGUCCCCAAAUUUGGAUAGGAUAAGAAGGCUGGAGACGCAAUCCAAGUGUUUGCAUGAUAAGAUGACAGCCAAAGAGAGAGCCACUUGGUCUAGAGUGGUUAACCAUGAAAAAGCCCUUUUAAAACUUGCUGAGAAGUGUCUCAAAAUAUCACCUGCAAAAGAUGAAGGACAAGAAGGCGAUUCAGAGCAUAGCCAUCCAGCUGAUGAAGGCGGGCAUGGUAAGAAGAUUGCGAGCUCUGGAGAAAAAAGGAAAUGUGUUUUUGAGCGGGAGGUUACCGUGAAUACACUAUAUUCUUGCCAGAAUUCCAAGUGUCCACAGAGUGCAUUAGGAAUAGGUUUCCUAGACAAGAGCUCGAGGACUGACCAUGAAUCCAAUUGUUCCUAGCAACCCAAAGAAAGUGAUACUAUCCAAGAAAACAAUGGGGAA
Durio zibethinus is the source of this 1229-nucleotide messenger RNA. RefSeq names its product putative ETHYLENE INSENSITIVE 3-like 4 protein. NCBI's taxonomy places the organism in Eukaryota, Viridiplantae, Streptophyta, Magnoliopsida, Malvales, Malvaceae. Gene Ontology annotation, molecular function: DNA binding; DNA-binding transcription factor activity. Gene Ontology annotation, cellular component: nucleus. The record is from RefSeq and is a predicted model, not a curated record.